UUCUAUUUGUAGUAUUCUGAAUAUCAAAGAUGAGACUAUACAGUUGGCUUAGGUUUUUUUUAUGGUUAUUAUCAACAUAAACUGCCUUAGUGUGCUUUAAUAUUUCUGAUUCUGGCAACAAAAGUGCUAUAAAGUUUUGACACCAAGUUCUGACUGCAGAAGAAUUUCAAGAGGAAAAGGAUAAGCUAUUCAGAAAGGAUACCAAGAUUUUCUUCUUCCUUGUCCUGUUUUGUGACCCCCCUGUGAAGAAGAGGUGUAUUAACUUCCUCCUCGUUCAGGCUCUUGCAUGUGAGUUAAUUUCUUGAGAGAAACCUUCAUAAAGGGCUAAAUUAACAAGAUCUACAUAUAGAGAAAUUUUUUACUUCCUCUGCAUUUGAGACACAGCUAAACUCGUCUGUCUGGAAAUCUGAAGACUUUUAUAGCAAAUCCUCCAGUGUCAAAAUGAACACAGGGUCUGAUUCUCAGUCUCUAGAUUCAGCUUGGAGAUCUUACAAUGAUGGAAGUAGAGAGACACUGAAUGGAGAUGCUAGCAGUUCAUCUCUUACAGCAAAAGGUUUUAGGAGCGUGCGGCCAAAUCUACAGGAUAAAAAAUCACCAACUCAGGCACCUCUGCCGCCCCCUAGAAAAGAAAGUUUUCAGAAAGCAAGAGUAACUAAUCACAAGAAUGAAAUGAAUCUCCAGGCAGUAACAACCAGUCCAGCUAAACACCUUCCCACAGAUACUGCCUAUUACACUAACGAGAAGUCUGUCCAGAAGACAAUGUCUUCUCAAAUACCCAACACAAGUGUGUCCUAUGCACAAAAAAUCAUUAAACCACUGACCUCAGUCUCCAGUGCAGGCACAAGCACAGUAGCUGGUAUUAGUACUACUCUCCAUCAAGGCCAAAGGCAACAGUCUCAAAAACGUAGAGUAUCUACCCUGAAAUUAACCCGGACACGUGACCCAGCGAGUAGCAUUCAUUGCAGUACACAGCAACAGCUCAAGCCUGUUGAAGUGCCAGUAUCUCCACAAAGGCCUGUCUCACCUGCCUGUAACCCCAUGCCUGAGAUACACACAGCAUCUCUUUCCAUUCAGAUAGCUCCCAUCCCUGACAAUAAAGCAGAGCCUGAAAUCCAAGAACAUCCACCUAGUAUUUCUCCAGACACUUCAAAGAUGUCUUCAAAGGAUUUGGGACAAAAGUCUACAGUUCUUCCUUCUUCACAGGCUGCAGAAUGCCAUGUGCUUGGAAACCAGAAAGUAACUGCCCCUGUGAUGGAGGUAAAUGCUUCACAGACACACAGACAAACAGCAACAGAAGCUUCUCCACUGCCUCUUCCUCCUCCUGUGGUACCAGUUAACAGAGCCUCUUUCUCACCAGACAGUGGCACCCAUCUAGUACUAUACUCUUUGCCAACGCUUGAUGAUUUUUUGCCUUCACGCUUUUAUAAAACCCCAGCCCUUUCACAAUUUUCAUAUAAAUGUCCAUACCUAGCUUCUGAAAGUAUUAUCCGCAGGAACGAAACAGCCUCUGUAAGCACAGAUUCUGCCAUGAGUGAGUGCUCCUCCCGCACAGUGAGUGAGUCCUCCACAGCCAUUCUAGAUGAGCUGCAGACUUGCAGCUAUGAUACUACUGACUGCUCUGAAACACCUUCCCCAACCUUGAGCCAGAUGUCUGCUGUGUCAGAUGGCACCACCUUAACCAACACUGCUGCCACUUCUCAUGCUCCGAUCACAGUGAAUGGGAACUCUGGCACUGCUGCCAGCCCAGUGAGUCACUUUCAAAGGCCUUUUUCCCCUUCUUCAGCUUACCCUCCACCAGCUUCGCUCAAUUCCAACAUUGUUAUCAUGCAGCAUGGCAGGAUGAUGGAGUCUACAGAGACAUACUCACAGCAUGUUCAGACUGUUGGCAGCACCACCACCACCAGUACAAUACCAAUCUGUAGAUCCUCAGAAGAAGAAAAAAAAAUUACAGUCAUUAAAGCUCCACAUUAUGCAGGGAUUGGCCCAGUAGAUGAAUCUGGAAUCCCCACAGCAAUUAGAACGACAGUUGACAGGCCAAAGGAUUGGUACAAGACAAUGUUCAAGCAAAUCCAUAUGGUUCAUAAGCCUGAUGACGACACAGACAUGUAUAAUACUGCAUAUGCAUACAGUACUGGUAGCUACAGUCCAUCCUUCUCUGCUCAGGCUCACCCAGCUGCAAAGACGCAGACGUACAGACCAUUGUCUAAAAGCGCUUCUGACAGUAGCUCUGAUGCCUUUAAGGUCUCAUCCCCUUUACCACCUCCACAUGUGCCACCUCCAGUACCACCACAUCGUCUGAGGGAAAGGUCUACACCAGAAAAAAAUGACUGGGAUCCCCCUGACAGAAAGGUAGAUACCCGCAAGUUCCGUUCUGAACCAAGAAGUAUUUUUGAAUAUGAGCCGGGAAAGUCAUCAAUCCUUGAACAUGAAAGACCGACUGAUCGCAUAAACCCAGAUGACAUAGAUUUAGAAAACGAACCCUGGUAUAAAUUCUUUUCAGAACUGGAGUUUGGAUGUCCGCCACCUAAAAAGCUUUUGGACUAUGUUCAAGACAGUUCUUCUGGUGUUUCCAAUGAGGCUUCCUUAUAUCAUCACUAUUCAACAGACAAAGGCCUGGACAGGCCCUCUAGUUCUGCAAGUACCGCGAGUGACUACAGAAAAAGGAGGAAGUCAGAACCUGCUGUAAGUCAUCAGAGGGUGCACGGUGAUCAGAACGCAAACAGGCCUAGCCUGGGCCGUACGGAUAUGCAAGGCCCAUACACCACCCUUAGAAAGCCUUUAACUAGCUCGUCUCCUUCUUCUCCAUCAAGAGCAAAAGGUGGGGAUAUUAGCAAAGUAUAUCCAUCCCUUUUAAGUUAUUCAGUGCACAACCACAACACCUCAAAUGAAUUAGAUUACUGUAGCACUUACAGACAACAUUUAGCUGUUCCAAAUGAUUCAAGAAGGGCAAUCAGCUACAAGAAUGGCUGGCAAAUGACUCGUCAAAAUGCAGAAGUCUGGAGCAGCACAGAAGAAACUGCUUCUCCAAAGAGAAAAUCUCGUAGCUGUGAUGAUCUGUUAACAGAUGAUCGUGAUAGCUUUCCCGAUGCACAGGCCAAGUCUGAAAGCAUGGUCUCUCUGUUAUGUGAGGAGGACUCCAAAGAAGUUUGCUCAAUGAACUGGGCCUCCCCAUAUGUUGAGGGCCGUGGCAGUAGUAGGUCAAGAGUUCGUCACAGAUCUGCACAUGAUGCCCCAGGUUUCCUAAAAAUGUACAAAAAGAUGCACCGCAUCAAUCGCAAGGACUUGAUGAAUUCUGAGGUGAUUUGUUCUGUGAAGUCCAGAAUACUGCAGUAUGAAAAAGAACAGCACAAAGCUAUUCUUCAAGGCUGGAGAGAGUCUUCUACUGAAGAGGUGCCCAGAGACAUGGUGCCAACCAGAAUAUCUGAAUUUGAAAAAUUAAUUCAGAAGUCAAAAUCAAUGCCAAACCUAGGUGAUGAAAUGUUGUCAACUGUUACUCUAGAGCCUCCUAAAAAUGGCUUAUGUCCAAAGAGGCGAUUUUCUAUUGAAUCUUUGCUGGAAGAAGAAAAUCAAGGCAGACAUCCCUCUCAGGUACAACGGAGCUACAAGUCUAAAACCCUGGUGCCAAUUCAUAUUGAAGUGACCAGUGAUGAGCCACAACGAUCGCAUAUGGAUUUUUCAGACAGUGAUCAAGAUGGAGUGGUUUCUGACCUCAGUGACUUUAUCCAGAUAGAGGGUUCAUCCUUUUGUAGUGAAAGUGACUUUGACCACUUUUCCUUCACAUCAUCUGAAAGCUUUUAUGGAUCAGGUCAUCACCACCACCACCACCACCACCGACAUCUCAUCAGCUCCUGCAAAGGGCGAUGUCCAGCAUCCUACACCCGCUUCACCACCAUGCUAAAACAUGAAAGGGCUAAACAAGAAACCACUGAAGAUCCAAGAAGACAGGAAGUAGAAUCUGGCCUCUCUAAGAUAGCAUUCCUAGUCAGUCCUGUGCCUUUCCGGAGGAAAAAAAGUACAGCUCCUAAAAAACAAACUGAAAAGAAAAAAUGUAAGUCAUCUGUAUUUGAAGCACUAGAUUCUGCACUUAAAGACAUCUGUGACCAAAUUAAAGCUGAAAAAAGAAGGGGAAGCUUGCCUGACAACAGUAUAUUACACAGACUUAUUACUGAGCUGCUUCCAGACAUUCCAGAAAGGAAUUCAUCUCUUAAAGCUCUGAAAAAGAGUCCCAUGCACCAGCCUUUUCAUCCACUGCCUCAAGAUGGUGCUAUCCAUUGCCCACUGUAUCAGAAUGAUUGUGGAAGAUUACCUCUUAGUGCCUCUUUUCCAGACAUGGACGCAACUAACAACAAUGAUAGUGCACUGUGUUUCCAAGACCAGGAGUCUCCUGGAAGCUAUUCUGCUUUUACUGAUGUGGGACGAUGUACUCCAAGGGAGAGAAGAGGAGCUACAGACAAAGAGAAACUGCCAGCUAGAGCUGUAUAUGACUUUAAAGCUCAGACUUCUAAAGAGCUGUCCUUUAAGAAAGGAGAUACUGUCUGUAUCCUCAGGAAAAUCGAUCAAAACUGGUAUGAGGGUGAGCACAAUGGAAGAGUUGGAAUAUUCCCAAUUUCAUAUGUCGAGAAACUUUCUCCCCCAGAAAAAGCACAGCCUGCCAGGCCACCUCCCCCUGCACAGAUUGGAGAGAUUGGAGAAGCUAUUGCCAAAUACAACUUCAGUGCAGACACAAAUGUGGAGUUAUCGCUUAGAAAGGGAGACAGAGUAAUUCUUCUUAAGCGAGUUGAUCAAAACUGGUAUGAAGGUAAAAUACCAGGAACCAACAGACAAGGCAUCUUCCCUGUUUCCUAUGUAGAAGUCAUCAAAAAGAAUGCAUCAAAAAGUGUUGAUGACUACCCUGAUCCUCCAAUACCCCAAAGCUAUUCUAGUGACAGAAUACACCAUUUAGGUUCAACUAAGCCACAGCGCCCUGUGCUUGCACAUGAAAACAUACACAGUGGGGGGGAACCGUUUCAGGCUCUAUAUAACUAUACUCCUAGGAACGAAGAUGAAUUGGAGCUCAGAGAGGGAGAUGUCAUUGAUGUGAUGGAAAAAUGUGAUGAUGGAUGGUUUGUGGGAACCUCGAGAAGAACCAAAUUCUUUGGUACUUUCCCUGGAAACUAUGUCAAGAGGCUGUGAAUUUUUUUUUUCCUACUUAUUUAUGCUGCAUCUCUGCAACACAUCUGCAUAAAGCUGCUAGAAAACAUGCUAUGCUGGCCUUCUGUUUUCUUGCUUGCGGUCUCGAAUAGAGGCCCUCUAGUCCAUCCUCAUCCCAUCCCAUCCGCCAAACCGUUCCAGCAGUAUUACAGCAACGACCACGGUGUGAAUAAGCUUUUCUGAAACAAGAGGAAUCGUUUCAACAUUUAAAUACUCCCUGCUUUAAAGUCUUUCCAUUUGAAACACGAUAGGAAAAGCUUGAUGACAGGUACACAGAUGAAUUGCCAUGGAAGGGUGGGGAGGGGGAGAAAUUGAUCUUGGUUUGGAUACUUGUGGUACUAUCAUGAAGUCUGAUGGGAUUUUUUCAGCAUGCAUGUAAUACAUGGGGAAGUUGCUGUUUACUAUUUUUAAAAAGAUUGAGUUUCCACAUUCUUAUUAGCUUGGCAGCAUUUGUUGCUUUCACUUUGCCGUAUCACAGGUUUGCCUAUUGUACUGGUUUACAAUGUAUGACAAAUUAUAACACAGAUUUUUUGCCUGCACUUGUAUGUUGUAACAUAUGCACAGUGAUUGUAAAAUCUCAAGCAAGCAUAGUGAAAAAUGGAAGAACUGCAAGUGUUCUGAAUGGGUGCAAUGGUAUUGGCUAAACCUUUUUUUCCCCUCCUUUUGUCCCUAAUAAAGCUAUAGUGUUUUCUGUUAAAAGAUAAGAAGUGCAAGAGGCAUAAAACCUUGGGAAAGAGGAUUUAAUGAAGAGACGGACAAUGAUAUAAGCAUUGACAAUAAUAACUUGCUACUGAUGUCUGGCAUUAAAUGGUUGUAAUCAAAAUGUUGUAAUAGUAAGCAACAUGAAAUUUGAGAGGUUAGUGUUUUUACGUAUCACAGGGAUUUUAAGAAGCAGGAAGUAAACAGUGUUAGUGCAAAGGGUUGUUGGGUUGGGUUUUUUCUAACAUAGCCACCUGAAAAAUAUUUACAAGUAUCAUGUACUGAUUUAUUUCACUAUAUAUAUUUAUGUGUAUGUUAACAAAACCUGAGUUACACAUUCUUUUUAGGAAUUUAGUAUAGAAAAAACUCACAAGUAUUAAAACUAAUACAUUUUAGAGGUGGGUUGGUUUUUUUUCCUGAAUGAAACAAGUAUUUGAAAACAUACUUUUUCCGUAAGCAUAAAUAGCAAAUUAAAUUAAGGCACAGGAUGAUAGUGACUAUGGCUUUAUAAAAAUAAAAAUUCAGAUUUGGUUUCUUCAGCACCUUAUAGAUGGCAAAAGCUUCUACUGCAUUUCUGAUGGGUAAAGGAUGGAAAUUAUCAAAAUGUGUGUAGUCUCUGUAGCAUUUUGUACAUAUGUUUGCUUUUUUGUACAGAGCCAUUUGGUUGUUGAUUUUAAAAAAAUUAAGUUCCUUAUUUGAUCUUUGCCCUCUUCACAUGCAGGACAUUUCAAUGCAUUUUUUUUUUUCUUGCUCUAUUUACCAUAAGCACAUCUGGAUAGUGCAAUUCUGUAAGAUAGCAUUUUAUGCAAAAUUUUAUUAAUUAAAGUAUGGUUUACCAGCCAAAUCUAAAUGUACAUAUGUCUUUAUUACUGAGAAAUGUCAUUAAGACAAAGGUAAAGAAACAUCUUUGUGCAGCAUACCUUUAUUAUUGCAGAUUUCAUGGCAAAAGCUUUAUAUUCAAAGGCUUUCAAUUUUAAACUAGAUCUGCAUGCAGCUUUGCUGUGAGAUUAAUACCUAUCUUUGAUGCCAUUUAUGAUUGAAGACUUAAAUGUCUGUUGCCUGUGAUAUUUAAAAAGUACUGUUUCUACUCUGUAUCUGAUUUUAGAAAAAUACAGUUUUUUCAUACCUGACUUUCAGGUAACUGACUUUGAAUUCCUACAAGCAAAAGGUCUCUGUGGUUUUUUUCUUGAAUAGACUUCUAAUAAAUUUUGCUUGGAGU
Molecule: messenger RNA, 7108 nt
Organism: Gavia stellata (red-throated loon)
Lineage: Eukaryota; Metazoa; Chordata; Aves; Gaviiformes; Gaviidae
Gene: SORBS2
Product: sorbin and SH3 domain containing 2
Exons: 27
Coding region: 442-5172 (1576 amino acids)
Biological process (GO): Notch signaling pathway
Cellular component (GO): synapse; dendrite; plasma membrane
Molecular function (GO): protein binding
Source: RefSeq, a predicted model, not a curated record